AUGGAUAUUAUCACUUUAAUUUGUUCAUUAAUCAUUCUUGGUGCUGUCUUAGUGCUUGUUCGAUUAUACGCUGCUGGUGGUAUUAAUCAUGCAAAAAGAGAUUUAUCUGGAAAAGUUAUUGUUAUUACUGGUGGAACUCAUGGUAUGGGUAAAGUUAUUGUAGAGCAACUUGCUGAUAGUGGAGCUACUAUUAUUUCAUGUUCAAGAAAUAAUGAAGUUGCCCAGAAAGUAAUUGAAGAAAUUAAAUCAGUACAUAAAAGCUGUAAUAUUAUUCAUGAACACCUUGACUUAUCAGAUUUAGAUUCGGUAAAAGAGUGUGCAGAAAAUAUCUUAAAUAAAUAUCAUGAGAUUGAUAUUUUGAUUAAUAAUGCUGGAGUCAUGAGAGUUCCUUACGGAAAGACUAAACAAGGGUAUGAAACUCAAAUGGGAGUGAAUUAUCUUGGUCAUUUUCUUCUUACACAAAAACUUCUUAAUGCUUUAGAAAAGUGUAACGGAAGAGUUAUAAAUUAUUCUUCUGUUGCAAGUAAAUUAUAUCAUCGUAAAGAGCUUCCAUUUGUUGCAGAAGAAAAAGGAUUCUUUUCAAUGAGAUGGUAUUGCGCAAGCAAGUUAUCUAUGGCCAUUAUGGCUCAAGAACUUGCAAAAAAGAAUGAUAAUAUUAUUGCUGUUUCUCUUCAUCCAGGAUGUGUUAAUACUUCACUAUGGCAAUUUUUCCCAGUAUGGCUUCAAUACCUUUGUUGGCCAAUUCUUCAAGUUGUUUUUAAGACUCCGUUAGAGGGAGCACAAACCUGUCUUCAUUUAAUUCACUCUGAGUCCGUUACAAACGGAGCUUAUUAUGCAGAUUGUAAACCAGCAGAACACAACAAAAUUAUGGACGAUAGUGAAGUAUGCACAAAGCUUUGGAAUGAUUCGGUUGAUGCUACAAAACAAUUUUUAUAA
Messenger RNA from Entamoeba dispar SAW760, 936 nucleotides. RefSeq names its product restnol dehydrogenase, putative. The coding region runs from base 1 to 936 and encodes 311 amino acids. The record is from RefSeq and is a predicted model, not a curated record. Lineage: Eukaryota; Evosea; Mastigamoebida; Endamoebidae. The transcript has a single exon.